Messenger RNA from Cephus cinctus (wheat stem sawfly), 2250 nucleotides. RefSeq names its product vesicle transport through interaction with t-SNAREs homolog 1A (gene Vti1a). The record is from RefSeq and is a predicted model, not a curated record. The coding region runs from base 95 to 784 and encodes 229 amino acids. Gene Ontology annotation, cellular component: SNARE complex; ER to Golgi transport vesicle membrane; endoplasmic reticulum membrane. Gene Ontology annotation, molecular function: SNARE binding; SNAP receptor activity. Gene Ontology annotation, biological process: Golgi to vacuole transport; retrograde transport, endosome to Golgi; intracellular protein transport. Lineage: Eukaryota; Metazoa; Arthropoda; Insecta; Hymenoptera; Cephidae. The transcript is spliced from 4 exons.
AGUGAUUGAAGAGAAAAAUACUAGGGAGAAAAUUUGACUUACAGAUAAUGUUGGCGGACAUGAUGUUAUCAUAUGUCCAAUCCAAACGCAUAUAAUGGGGGAACGGAGGUGUUCUGUGGCCAAGAUGGCAAUACUCAUCGACAAUUACGAGCAACAGUAUGCAGUUUUAACAGCAGAUAUCACAGCAAAAAUCAGCCGCAUAUCGAUUCUCAGUGGUAGUGAAAAAAGAGCAUUGGUUCAAGAUGUCGAUCGACAAGUUGAAGAAGCCCAAGAAUUGUUGGAGCAAAUGGAAUUGGAGGUACGGGGAAUGACUGGUGCAGCUAGGGAUCGACUUUGUGGUCGAGUAGAAAGCCACAGAGCAGAAUUAAAACGGUUAACACAAGAAUUUCAGUCCGCAAGGAACCCCAAGGAUGAUACCAUUGAUAUGGGAGGUGAAGAAAACUGGGACAGUGGUAUCAUGGAAGACCAAAGAAAAAGGUUAUUGGAUACAUCAGAACGAAUAGAUCGUACUGGAAGAACUUUACAAAAUGGGUAUCGAAUGGUUCUUGAAACGGAAGAGAUUGGCUCCCAGGUACUUAAAGACCUUCAUGAGCAGAGAGAAACGAUCCAAAGAAGCAGAGGAAGGUUACGUGAAACGGAUGCUGAGUUGGGUCGUGGAUCCCGAUUGCUAACAGGAAUGAUCGUCCGUGCUCUACAGCAAAGACUUAUCUUAGCUCUUGUAGCUUUGGUCCUCAUUAUCGUGGCUUGUUUUGUUGUAUAUUACAGUUUUAGAUCCAAGGGUUAAUAUUCUAAUGCAAAUAAUUAAAUUCCUAAUUUUUGCAAGUUAAAACAAUAUUUUGGAACAAAUUCGAUUUUAUAAAAUUUCUUUAUUAAUGGCCGCGGAAUAUGUUUAUUUUAACCUUUAGUGCAAAUUGUAGAUUGUUGUCGCUGCGCCUUCUUCUUAGUCAUACCUAUAUGUAAGAAAUAUUUAUUUCAUCCAUUUUCAUAUACUCAAUUGGUGAUGCAUAUUCUGUAUUUCAUAUUUAUACAGAAUUGAAGUUAUGCAGUAUUACGUAAAUACAUUUCAGAGCUAAUACAAAGAAAGAAAUAUCUUUCGUUGUGCAUUCAGAAUCCAAUCAUAAUCAUGAAUUUGUUAUUUUAUUAUUAUUUAUCCUUACUCGUAUGUUUGUUGUUAUUUAAUAUAGUAAAUGUUAUGUAUCAAGCAGUCAGGUAUGAAGUAAAGCUAUAAGAAGAUCCGCGAAAUCGUAGGCUUUUGAAAAUCAUUCCGCAUAAAUAUUUUACCCGUAAGGAACUAAAAUUAACUAAGGGCGAUUAGUCGUCAAGUUUGAUUAUAUGAGAUUAUCCAAAAUGAACAAAUUGUAUGGUAUUGAUGAAAGCUAUUGAAAUGUAUAUUGAUUCGAAGACUGUUGCCUUUGAUGCUUAUAAGCUUCACAUGUUUUUAAAAUAUCGACAUUCGAAUUGCACUAUCAAAAAUAUUAUAAGCAGGUAUUAAGUUUUAAGAUGCAUUUUGACAACAUUUUUAAUACUUAUUAACUGGUUUAUUGGAAAGUUGUUAGUUAAAUCAUCCUGCAUAAAAACUUUUAGUAACCUUCAAUAUAAACUGUGGAAAGUAUCUUUAGGGAUAUCUUUAUUCCAGUACAGUUUAAUAUUUAAACUCAGCUUAACUUCCAGAUUAGCCAAUCAGAUAUUUGCAUUUUGAAAAUAAACUGACUUUACGUACUGAGCUGUAUUACAAUUAGAGGAAUCGACUCGAAGAGAUAUGAAUUUCAAAAUUUCGAAUUAAUAUUGGAAAACUGAUAUUUGGUCUCAAGUGAUUUAUCAAAAGUAAAAAGGAUGAAGAGGUAAUUGUAAAAAUGCAAAUUUCUUAUAUCUUGUGUAUUUGUAUCACGAAAUUUAAAACAAAAAAUCAGUAGCAGUAGGUGAAUAAGUUUUAAUCUUUUGUUAAAUACUUUAUUGUUACCGAGCGAUGCAAUCAAUUUGGAAAAACACAAUCUGCUUAAAAUUUUCAACAAAUUUUUCAAUGGUUCAAUAAAAUAUAUUUUAAGUUUCCGUUAUUUACGAUUUACUUGUUACGCAUUUUCAAACUAUUAUACACUAUCGGCCGAAUUUUCUGCAUAUUGCUGAUAUUUAAAGAAACAAUGAAACUAAAAAUAGUCAUGAUAGAAAAUAAGUAAACUGUAUAUAAUAUAAGGAACUGUGAAAGGUGUUAUGUUCUGUUGAAAUAAAAGACGCGAGUCUAACAAUAACAUA